AUGGCGGUUGCAAUGACUACCUUUUUGCAGGGUGCUAUUACUAUUAUGAGUUCAUUUGCUGCGAAGGACUUGGGCAUGUCGACUGCUGAAGUCUCGUGGAUGAAUAGCGGCACAUCGCUUACGUCAGGUGCUCUUUUGCUCUUCUUCGGUAGUAUAGCCGACCUCUUUGGCCGCAAGUCCAUGUUCAUCGGUUCCAUGUUCAUGUUCGCUGUGGUAUCCCUCGGAGCCGGCUUCUCCAAAACUGGGGAUACCAUACCCAAGCAGACGUUCAAUAAACAGGCUUUGAAGAAGCUUGACCUACCAGGUACCUUGCUAACCAUGGCCGGCGUUGGCAUGUUCUGUGCUGCUUUGAGUCUUGGAGGAGACGCACCCCAGGGUUGGAAAACACCUUACGUUCUGGUUCUUCUAAUCAUCGGUAUUCUAUUAAUCGCUGCCUUUGUCGUAUGGGAAAUCAAGUACGAGCACGCCAUGAUUGAUAUGAAGAUCUGGCUUGAUAAGGACUUUUCUCUGCUCUUUGUAAUUAUUUCCUUCGGCUUCCUCGGCUUCCCCGUUUUCAACUUCUGGAUUGCACUCUACUUCCAAGUGGAACUUCACAUGAACGCCAUCCUAACAGGCGUCCACAUGCUCCCCAUGGUUGUAUGUGGUCUGACGGCUAACUUCACCGCUGCCGCCGUUCAACACAGAGUGUCCAACAAGCUCCUCACAGGCACUGGAGCCGCCGCAUUAGUAAUUUCCUUCACCGUUGCCGCCGUACAACGGACCGGAGACUCUUACUGGGCCUUUUCCUUCCCUGCGUUGUGCCUAUGUGUAAUUGGCGUGGACUUUCAAUUUAUUGUUGCCAACAUGUACGUUCUGUCAUCAAUGCCUUUAAACAAGCAAUCAAUCGCUGGCUCCCUCCUUCAAACCGUAACCCGCCUCGCCACCUCCGUCGGCUAUGGUGUUGCAACCGCCAUCUUUGACGCCGUAAAAAAGAGCCCUGCUACCUCUGGUUACUAUGCAAACAAUGCUAUCCAACCCUAUGCCGCUGUCUUUUGGUUCGCGGCCGCUAGUGCGGUUCCGGGAUUGCUUCUUGUUCCUUUCCUCAAAGUGGGCACGCAGGGCCAUGCGGGCGAUACGGGACGUGUGAGGAGGAGGGCUAGCGAUAGAUCCGAGGGAGAGGAGAGUGCAGUGGAGAGUAGCCAUGUUGGUUCUGCUGAUGAUGGGGGCGAGAAGGGGACGGGAGUACGUCAGAAUGUCAGCACAGGUGUAUAG
This is a messenger RNA of Pyrenophora tritici-repentis Pt-1C-BFP, 1251 nucleotides long. Lineage: Eukaryota; Fungi; Ascomycota; Dothideomycetes; Pleosporales; Pleosporaceae. The record is from RefSeq and is a predicted model, not a curated record.